Molecule: messenger RNA, 1799 nt
Organism: Chlamydomonas reinhardtii
Lineage: Eukaryota; Viridiplantae; Chlorophyta; Chlorophyceae; Chlamydomonadales; Chlamydomonadaceae
Exons: 5
Coding region: 229-1422 (397 amino acids)
Source: RefSeq, a predicted model, not a curated record
CUUUCUUGUGCAUUGGAUAGCGCCAGGCGAGCUCUACAGCUGCCGGUCCACAGGGUCACACGAAGCGGACACCAAGGGUCGCGCACAUUUGAGUGCACGUACGGAUGCUGAGCGAGCGAGUACUUAAUGCCCUGCGCAUAGUCACUUCCUUAGUUGGCUGCCAAGCUCGUGUAGUCAUACAAUCCUCUGCAGCACAGCGAUUAGCUACAUCGCUAAUAUAUAGUUUCCAUGGCAGACUUACAGCAUCGUCGGUUUAGGUCUUGCAAGAGCGAGUCUGUAGAAUUCUUCAGCAACCUUGACGUCUGCAGCCAUCAGCGCAACGUAGCGGUCAUUUGCGCCAGUGGGCACGCGGCGCCUGUGCCAAUCCUUGCCGCGGCGACUGGCGGGCUCGACUUCCUGUGCAAGCUUCUCCGCGGCAAAAGGCACAUUCUGCACGUGUGCAGUGUGCUUGAGCACAACCAGGACACCGCUCACGCCCACUCGACCGCGCUGAGCGGCGCCAUCUCCCAGGCUGGUGGAAGCCCUUCCGCGGCCAUCCCCCGCGCCGCGACGGCCGCUGCGGCGGCGUGCCAGCAGUUCGCUGCUGGCACCAGCAGCGUGCUCCAGCCCCCGGAGAUCAACGUGGGACUGCUAGGCGUGCAGCGGCUGAAGGAGUACUUUGAGGACCACGCGGCGGAGAAGGCGCUGCUGCGGCACGACAAGCCGCUGGCCGCCGCGCCCGCCGCCGCGCACCUCAAGCACAUGCCCGCCUACCUCAAGGACCCCUCGCUCAUCACCGAGGCCAGCGAGGUGCAGGCCCUACACCCGGCGCUGGUGGACAGGGUCAAGACCCUGCGCGAGGCGGCGGCCAAGCUGCAGGCGGCGCCGUCGGAUGCCGCCAAGCAGGCGGCACGGCGGGCGUUCAUGAACGCCAAGGGCAAGGUGGCGGGGCUGAUGGUGGUGGUAGACACCAUGUUCAACGAGAACAGCAGGGACGAGGUCCUUGCCCUGCUGUCAACCAGCGAGGUGGCGCGGGCGGCCACCACCGUUCGCGACGCGGUCGCGAGUAUUCAGGCCGUGGCGCUGCAGCCCGCCCACGUCAACGCCGAUGCCAACGCCGGCGCCGAUGCCAACGCCAACGCCGCCGCUGACGGCGCCACCGCUGACGGCGCUGCCUCUGACGCCGACGCCGAUGAGGCCCACUACGGCGCCGCCUCUGACGCCGACGGCGGAGAGGCCAACGCCCCGCCGCUGCCGUCGGGCCCACGCGGCCGCAGCUUCGCAGCCGUGGUCGCCGCCGCCGCCCGCGUGUCAGCUGUUGCCAAGGCGGCGGCGGCGCAGUCGCGCGCCGAGGCCGCCGAGGGAGGCGAGGAGGACGUGCCCGGCGACGGCACGGUGGUGGUGUCGUGCGGCGCCGCGCCCGCGCCCAAGGCCGCCGCGUGAUGCUUGCCUGCAAGGCAGUUGGCGGCCUCUUGACCGCGGCUAAACUGAGCCGAGCGCGGCCGUACCCCUGCCAGCAUGCGUGCGUGUUGUGUGCAUUCGCCGGGUUUCCAAGUGACGCCCGUGACGCCUCCCAUGACCGUUUCCAUCAUUCUUUGUGCAAUCAAUAAUGUUGCGGCAUAGUGUAUGCAUUCGCACGUGUCUGCCCUCAUGAAGGUCAUAGACGGCAAGCACGGAGUAUCGCACUGAACGUUUUGGCUGUACGGCAUUGACCCUGAAGCGCUGUGCUUGGACGCAUGAACAUGGGCGGGGGCGGGAUGCCCCGUCGAAGCAUCGUCAAAGACUUUGGACAUGCCCGCCCGAUGUAACACCAGAAUGCC